Molecule: messenger RNA, 777 nt
Organism: Cladophialophora psammophila CBS 110553
Lineage: Eukaryota; Fungi; Ascomycota; Eurotiomycetes; Chaetothyriales; Herpotrichiellaceae
Exons: 2
Coding region: 1-777 (258 amino acids)
Biological process (GO): ubiquinone biosynthetic process
Cellular component (GO): mitochondrial inner membrane
Molecular function (GO): lipid binding
Source: RefSeq, a predicted model, not a curated record
AUGUCCAUUGCUCACGGGAGAACCGUGGCCUUCUUUCGACCGCUGCGACUGAGCUCGACCGCUACGCAGCCAUGCCGUGCUCUGACACAGAGGCCUACUCUCCGACGGACCUACUUCUCAAUCCACCACCCAGAUCCACCACCUUUCCCCGAAACUCAAGAUCGAAUCCUUUCGGCUGCCAUUAGUCGAGUACCCCAGCACGGUUUUACAGAAACGGCGGUGGCGCUGGGGGCUAAAGAUGCAGGAUACUUAGAUGUUACCAUCCAGCUCUUCCCCCGGGGGGUGUUUGAUCUUAUCAACUAUCAUCUGGUCACGCAGAGACUUGCAUUGAAAGACAUUGUACAAUUUCCAGAGGGGUCAACGUUGGGCUUGGGCGCAAAACUGAGGACGUUGAUCAUGGCACGGUUAAGGGCAAAUGCAGACGUUAUCCACCAUUGGCAAGGGGCCCUCGGCCAAAUGUCCCUCCUCGAGAACAUCCCUGCCUCGGUGAAAGAACUCAACGCCCUGUCGGAUGAGAUUUGGUAUCUCGCCGGAGACACCGCGGUCGACUUCUCUUGGUACACAAAACGAGCCUCUCUCGCAGCCGUCUAUGCAAGCUCAGAAAUGUUCAUGACGACGGAUACAUCAAAUGAUUUUUCAGCAACAGAAGAGUUUCUUGACCGCAGGUUGAGAGAUGUGCAACUCCUCGGCGGCACUGUCGGAGGAUUUUCGCAAUACCUUGGCUUCUGGGCGGGCAACAGCGUAAAUUUGGCCAGGUCUUGGGGCAUGAGGAUGUGA